Aspergillus pseudotamarii is the source of this 725-nucleotide messenger RNA. RefSeq lists its product as uncharacterized. Lineage: Eukaryota; Fungi; Ascomycota; Eurotiomycetes; Eurotiales; Aspergillaceae. Gene Ontology annotation, cellular component: cytosol. The record is from RefSeq and is a predicted model, not a curated record. The transcript has 2 exons. Gene Ontology annotation, molecular function: protein-disulfide reductase [NAD(P)H] activity. The coding region runs from base 6 to 398 and encodes 130 amino acids.
CCAAAAUGCCCCUCAUCACCGACUUCACUCUACCCACAUCGCCAAAGCACCUCGAAUUGCCCGAGAGCAAUGAUGCAAAAGCCUUCAUUGUGUUUGUGACUUCCGAUGACCCUUUGACCGGUCAAUCCUGGUGCCCGGAUGUCCGUGCCGCGUGGCCAGUUCUGGAAGCCACGUUCUCCGGGGCGAACGCACCGGCACUGAGAGUGGUUGAGGUUGGACAGAAGCCAGAGUGGAAGGAUCUCCAGAAUGUCUACCGCACAAACUGGAAGGUCCCUUGUAUCCCGGCGUUAGUGCGAUACGAACACGUCAACGGUGAGACAGUCGAGACGGGGAAGUUGGUCGAAGGAGAGAUUCUAGAUAAGAAGAAGCUAGGGGACUUUAUUGGUGCGACGCUUUAAUCGUUGCUAUUGAUGUGUAUACGAACCUUUUCCGACUGAGAUAGAAAGGCACAAAUCCCAAUUAAACGACUUUCCAUGUUUAGACCUGGAAAGAAUUUGGCCAAGGAAACACAGCAUCGGUAACCGGGCCGGAGCUAUCAAAAAAGAACAGCCCAUUAAUUUACCGUUUGAUAACCAACCGCUUGGGGCCCCUUGGAUGAGCCAAGUAACUCAACCUCUUAAAGAGACAUGCUUUUCGAUACUAUCGUCUAUAGUCUUGUCGUCCAGCCAGGCUGCGGUAAAACCAUACGUUUCUUGUUUUGUCCACCGAUGACCGGCCUCUCUGAU